GUGUGUCCAAGUCCACCACAUAAUGAAUCCCCCAAUCUCCACAUCUCCACCGCAACCGCUUCUUUUCUCUCUCCCAGUCCCAAAAAAUGUCAUCCGCCGUGGUUGCAGGUUCCUCCGCCUUCGCCAGAACCUCCAUCGGAGCUCCCCGGUUUCCAUCUCCCAAACCCUCUGCCUCCGCCGCCCCGCCCCACCCUCAGAAAAGCGCUUUCCAUGGGGUCUCGGUUCAGGAGGCCAAGAAGGGGGUUUUGGUGUCCCAUUGGUUCGUCGCCGAGAAUGGAGAUUUCUCCGGUAAGCCGCGGAGGGGGCUCCAGAUUCGGUCCGCUAAAACCGCCGGAGCUUCCAAGACGAUCGAGGUUGAAGUGGAUAAGCCCUUGGGCCUCACUUUGGGCCAGAAACCCGCCGGUGGAGUCGUCAUCACUGCAGUGGAUGGGGGAGGGAAUGCAGCAAAAGCAGGGCUAAAAGCCGGAGACCAGGUUCUAUACACAAGCAGUUUCUUUGGUGAUGAAUUGUGGCCCGCAGAUAAGCUCGGAUUCACCAAAACUGCCAUCCAAGCCAAGCCUGAUUCUGUCUACUUUGUCGUUAGCAGAGGAGCUGAGGUAGAUGUUAAACGGCUGCCGAAGCGGCCUGCGCCUCCCCGCUUUGGAAGAAAACUUACUGAAUCACAAAAGGCUAAAGCAACUCAUAUAUGUUUGGAUUGCGGAUACAUUUACACCUUAUCCAAACCUUUCGAUGAGCAGCCGGAUGGAUAUGCAUGCCCUCAAUGUAUAGCUCCAAAGAAGAGGUUUGCAAAAUAUGACGUGAACACAGGAAAAGCAAUAGGAGGAGGUUUGCCUCCAAUUAGUGUCAUUGCUGGUCUGGUUGCUGGCAUUGCUGCUGUUGGAGCAUUGCUUGUUUAUGGCCUUCAGUGAUAUAAUAAACUUGUCACUCAGAUCAUAUCAUAUAUGCUUCUCUUCUUAGGUACUUCUCCCAUUUAUUUAACCCUUCAAUUUUAUGAAUCCUCUUGUCCAAAAUUUCCAAAUUACACAUGUUAAUAAUAUCAUGUUUGAUUUCUGCACAACAUGUGAUAAACGUCUUUUUUUAUGGUUGAUCUAAACAUAGCUCAACUUGUUGAAGCAUCUCUCUCCGACCAAAAGGUCGUGAGUAAAAGAAAACAUGUCAAAAUUAUAUUAGCGUUC
Momordica charantia (bitter melon) is the source of this 1175-nucleotide messenger RNA. It is a transcript of the gene ENH1, whose product is annotated as rubredoxin family protein. Gene Ontology annotation, molecular function: protein binding; iron ion binding. The record is from RefSeq and is a predicted model, not a curated record. NCBI's taxonomy places the organism in Eukaryota, Viridiplantae, Streptophyta, Magnoliopsida, Cucurbitales, Cucurbitaceae.